AUGGACACUCAGGUCCAAAAAUUAGUCGACAAAGCAUGGGACAGGUAUCAGCAACUGGUUCCUGGACAGAGGCUUUGUAAAACAACACUCUCACAAGUCGUCUCUAAAGGACUCAACGAAUAUGCCGCCAAGACCUCGCCCAGCACCCCUCCGCCAGCAACAUACGUUCCCAUGGACGGCUUCCAUUUCACCCGGGACGCGCUCUCCGCCAUGCCGAAUCCCGCCAAUGCUCACGCCCGCCGCGGCGCAGCAUUCACCUUUGACGCAGCCAAAUUCCUCACCUUGAUCCAAAAGCUUCGGGAACCGAUAUCGGAGCAACCCAUUCUUGCACCAUCGUUUGAUCAUGCCAUUAAAGAUCCCAAGGAGGACGAUAUAACCGUAUUGCCAACGCAUAAGAUGGUCAUCUUGGAAGGCAACUAUCUCGCGUUGGAUAAGGACGUCUGGCGGGACGCCGCUGCCUUAUUUGAUGAGCUGUGGUUUGUAGAAGUGGAGUUCGAAGUGGCGAGGAAGAGAUUAAGGGAGCGACACGUCCGAGCGGGGAUAGUCAAAACGAUAGAAGAGGGGGACAAGAGAGCUGUCGAGAAUGAUCUCGUGAACGGAGCAGAAAUUAUGGCACAGCGGCUGGGGGUAGACGAGGUUGUGCGGAGCGAGGAGGACGGAUCAUGGGUUCAUGACUGA
Molecule: messenger RNA, 678 nt
Organism: Metarhizium brunneum ARSEF 3297
Lineage: Eukaryota; Fungi; Ascomycota; Sordariomycetes; Hypocreales; Clavicipitaceae
Source: RefSeq, a predicted model, not a curated record